Messenger RNA from Sorex araneus (European shrew), 1003 nucleotides. Its product is annotated as olfactory receptor 6C2-like. Gene Ontology annotation, cellular component: membrane. The transcript is spliced from 2 exons. Lineage: Eukaryota; Metazoa; Chordata; Mammalia; Eulipotyphla; Soricidae. Gene Ontology annotation, molecular function: G protein-coupled receptor activity; olfactory receptor activity. Gene Ontology annotation, biological process: G protein-coupled receptor signaling pathway. Bases 65 to 1003 code for a protein of 312 amino acids. The record is from RefSeq and is a predicted model, not a curated record.
ACACAUUAAACACGCUGAAAGUGGCAAACUUCCUAAUGGGCCAGGCCACAGUUAAAAAUAAGUAAUGAGAAAUUAUACAGGAAUAACAACUUUCAUCCUGGUGGGACUAACAGAUGAUCCGAUUCUACAGACUCUGCUUUUUAUCUUUUUGUUACUGACUUACCUGUUGAGUAUUGUCGGGAAUCUGACCAUUAUCACUCUCACUUUGGUGGAUUCUCACCUUAAAACACCCAUGUAUUUUUUCCUCCGGAAUUUCUCCAUCUUGGAAGUUUCAUUCACAACUGUCUGCAUUCCCAGAUUUCUCUACACCAUGGCAUCUGGGGACCAUAUAGUUACCUACAAUGCAUGUGCCACUCAACUAUUUUUUGUUGUUCUCUUAGGGGCAACAGAGUUUUUUCUCUUGGCAGCCAUGUCUUAUGACCGUUAUGUAGCUAUCUGCAAACCCUUGCAUUACACAACCAUUAUGAACAAUGAAGUCUGCAUGAAACUCCUUAUCAGCUGCUACAUGCUUACUCUAGUCAUUAUCAUUCCACCUUUUGGCAUGGGCAUUGAACUCGAGUUUUGUGACUCUAAUGUCAUAGAUCACUUUGGCUGUGAUGCUGCUCCUAUCCUGAAGAUCACCUGCUCUGACACAGAAGUUUUAGAACGACUUGUCUUGGUCCUGGCUGUCUUAGUACUCAUGUUCACCUUGUCCUGUGUCAUUAUGUCUUACACAUACAUCAUCAAGACCAUUCUCAGGUUCCCUUCUGUCCAGCAAAGAAAAAAGGCUUUCUCAACUUGUUCUUCCCAUGUAAUUGUGGUUUCUAUUACUUAUGGAAGCUGCAUCUUUAUCUAUGUUAAGCCAUCUGCAAAAGAAGGGGUAGCUAUUAACAAGGUGGUGUCAGUACUUACCACUUCAGUUGCCCCUGUAAUGAACCCCUUCAUUUAUACUCUGAGAAACAAGCAAGUGAUACAAGCGUUCAAAGACAUGCUUAAAAGGAUUGCAUCUAUCUCAAAGAACUAA